This is a messenger RNA of Notodromas monacha, 2225 nucleotides long. The record is from the annotation of a GenBank genome assembly. NCBI's taxonomy places the organism in Eukaryota, Metazoa, Arthropoda, Ostracoda, Podocopida, Cyprididae.
ACAUUAUUCAAGUGUACAACUUUAACAAGGUUUUCCCUCAUCAACUCCCCACAUUUCUCGUGUCUUUUUCUUUUCCAAGUAUAUACAGUACAUACACUUGCACGUAUUUUAUUCCCGUGAACCUUCCAAGGCUUUUCUUCUUCUUCUUCCUCUUAUUGUCGCUUGACAUCCCCACAUUUACAUGUCAUAGGUAUUUGACACUCGUUCAAAUACUGUGCAGAUCCCGAUUCCCAACCAGCAUUUCAUUGCUGUGAGGGUUCCAUAUACUGUAUACCGUAUGUAUAGAGGAAUAAACAGCAAUUUUGAAUAAGGUGCAGCAUCGAUCAUGAUGGGCUGACGGAGAAAUUUCAUUAUACAGCAGUACACCACUGCAUGUGUACAGAGACAUCUGCUCAUGCACCAGAUUCUACAAUUUGCAAAAACACUUAUGACUUUGUAGAUGACGCUCCUCCCUCACGUCAACAACAGACACACUUGAUUCAUCCAGCACUUCCUUCUUCUUCUUCUUCUUCUUCCUCCUUGCUUUCCCUAUUUCUGCUGCAUAAGUUGAGGAAUUGAAUGGAAUAAUGGAUGCACCAUCACACGUGUACCCCACAUGUGUCGCCGAUGAUAAGAAAGAUUAUGCAUCGUCCUGCUGACGAGAAAAUAAUGGGGGAGGACUGGAGGAACAGCAGGAAGAGGAAGCACAUGAGCAUAUGCACUGUACUGUAUAUACAGGAUCGAGGAGGAGGAGGAGGAGGAGGUCGUCAGCAGGAUGUGAACCCACCAAGUCAAGUCUGAGAAAAACAAGAGCGAGAGAGGUUCACCCGUCAGCAUGCAUGCUGAAAAAAGCAGAUCAAGUGGCAUGUGUGUGCGUGCAUUGUACUGUAUAUACUGUACAGGGGCACUGCAAGGAGAGGUGUAAAAAGUAUACCAAUAAGACCAGGUUCUCCAUCUCUUUCUUUCCAAGUCAUCUCAUCUGUCCGCGACUCUCUGGUGCUUCAUCUGCUUUUGCUGCUUGGCUAUAUGCCUGCCUGCCUGCUUGCUUGCUCCGAAUAUACUGCACAGUUGGUUGGUUGCUUGCUUGCUUUACGCGUGCUGGCUGCUGCUGCUGCUGUUUGGGUGCAUUUCCUGAAAUCCUUCUUCUUGUUCUUCUUCUUCUUCUUCUCCCUGUUGCUGGUGGAAAUGAAUCAAUCAGUCAACGAGUGCCGGCUGUUUGCGGUGCAAUACAAACAGUGUGUGUAGAGAUUCGACUCUAUAUAUAUAUGUAUAGACGUGUGCUGCAUCAGUCGUCACCAGGUGUAUAAUACUUAUAGUCACUAGUGGAGUGAAGGUACAAUAUAUAAUAUGAUGAGAUGGGGGAAAACGGGCAAGACGGUGGUGGCGAGUGCGACAGUCAUUAUUGUGUGGUCCUCGGGUCUGCUGCUCCUUCUUCCGCCCUCGUCAUUGGCACAGUGUGUGCCGCGAGUCUGGGGGACAAGUGCGACUGCUAUUACAACAACAACAACAACUCGGAUGACGAUGAUGAGCAUGAGGACACCUCGUCGAAUGUGGACAGGGCCAGUCAAGGGUCAUCAUCAUCAUCAUCAUCAUCGAGGAAUACUCGGUUAUUUGGCGAUUGUGGCGACAACCUCGAGUGCCGACUACGGGACGACAACCGGUCACCAGGGGACCAAAAAGCCACUUGCCAGUUCACAGACCAGAGACUCGUGUGCGGCUUGAAUGGAAAGACCUACAACAACAUUUGCCAGUUGCAAGAAGAGUCUGUGGUUGUUGCGGUACUUGAAGAUUCUUCUUCUUCUUCCAUCAACGAGAACGUGGACAAAAACAACAAUAAGCAGCAGCAACCCUUGCUCACUGUGGCCCAAUGGGGGCCAUGCGAGGAAGGCAAGUACAUGUUCGAGUAUUGGAUGAUGAUCGAUGAUGAAAUGGUCCUUUUCCUUUCAAAUUAUCCCUCGAAUCAUCAGCCCCCAGCAUCACCGGCAGCCCCAAGCCCCAGGUCCGAGUGGGCCAGCACGGGAAUGCAGCCCUGGCAAGCGAGGCCCGCGGCUGGCCCGUGCCCACCAUCACGUGGGAGACGGCGACCGCAUGACCAUUGCCGUGCAGCAAUGAUGAGGCGGGCCAGAGAGACUCAUGGUGCGCGGGUCAUGAGUGUGCAGCCCCACGACGGCGGCCGCUACACCUGCGUGGCCACCAACAAGUUGGGCGAGGCGAGGGCCGAGUCCCAGCUGGGCGGGUCUACGAGG